AUGGCACCAGCAAUAACGCCCUUCCACCCCGCUUCACUCGAAACUGCAACAAAAUCUCUCCCUACUGGCAAGACCCGCAAACCCUCCAACCAGCAAGAAUUGCAGCAGUGCAAGUUGAUGGAGAUUAUGCAAUUCGAUUGCAAUGUGGUGCAACACAAGAAACACAAGAAUGGGAUAGUGGUGUGUGAGCCUAUCCAGAGGGUGUUUAGAAGGAAAAUUUNAGGUGUAAAGACGGUCUCACAGUUGAGACGACGGCUUGGGAGAUGGAUGUUUGAUGCGUAG
Aureobasidium uvarum is the source of this 282-nucleotide messenger RNA. NCBI's taxonomy places the organism in Eukaryota, Fungi, Ascomycota, Dothideomycetes, Dothideales, Saccotheciaceae. The record is from the annotation of a GenBank genome assembly.